AUGAAAAGAGAUUCAAGGAACAGAUAUAACAAGUAACAUUAUAAUAUAUAAGUUAUCAAAGAAGCUAAUGUCAAUUAAAAUAAUAACCUUUCAUAAAGUUUAGAUUUUUAUUGUUUAGCCACUAUGUCUUAAUGUUAAUUUAAUUAGCGGCCUUCUUUAUGACAGCAAUUUUUUUGUUGAGAAAACCUCAAUCUUAUGAAUUCAAUCAUCUCUUCACUUUUUUAAUUGUUUUGCUACUUACUAUAUUUGGAUGCACAUUAUAUUAACACAAAUUAAUUUUUGAUGUGAAAUAAAGAUUUCACAAUAAUACUUAAGAGUAUGAAUUAAAUUAGGGAAUCUAUGAAUCUACUAUCAAAUUCUUUUAUUUCUUUACAAAUCAAGAAAAACUCAAAAUAAUCAGAUUGUUAAAUAUCUAUAAUUCUGUUGUUAUUCUACUUAUAAUCUAAAAUAUUUUAAAUCUAUAAAUUGAAGAAUACCAUAAAAAAUAAAACAAUUUAAGCUUUGAUUUAAGUAAAAGUAUAAAUUACCUAAUAAUACUAAUAUCGGAUUAACCUAUGAUGAUUGUCAUAUGUAUAUUGAGUUUGAUUCUUGCCUUUGCUUUUAUUAUCUUUGAAAUUUAUAAAUUAGUGUUUUUUUUAAUCUUAUCUUACAAUAAAUGCUCUUCUUUUACUUAUUAUUCAAGCAGUAUUAGUAGAAGUAUUUAUAUAAUAAUAGAUUAGCUCCUAAAAAAACAAUAGUAAAAGCUAGGAGACUUUGUUUAAUAACUAUUAUUUUUAAUUUAAGUAAAUCGAUAAUUUUAUUUGUAAUGAUAAGCUCUACACCAAAUUCAACUUCUUUAACUUUAAUUGCCUCAAAUAUAUUUUAUCAUUUAUUCUUUGUAUUUUUCCAGCUGUUGCUACUUUAAUAAAUUAAUUCAAUUUAUUAUAAUUUAAAAAAUAGAUAAGAAAAUAAGAUACCUAAUAUAUGCUAUGAUGAUCAUAGUAAAUUUAUUAAUUCUUUGUUUAGAAUUAAUAAUUUUUAAAAUAAAAUGUUUUCACUUUUCUUAAUAAUAUGUGUUCUUUUUACAUUAGUUGGAUCCUUAAUAUAUGAAAGAAAUAUAAUCACCUCUAGAUAUGCAAUUUUUUUUUAUGAAGAUUUUAUUUAGUUUGAUUGCCAACUAUUUUAGUUCAUAUUUCUUGCUCUUAUGAUAUUUAAGUUUAGUCUUGAACCAUUUUGGAAAGAUUUCAGUUUUAAACUUUUUUUUUAAAAUUAAUCAUAAGUUUUAUAAGAUUAAUAAUUUAAUUAGAUUGACCAAUAAUCAAUAGAAAUAUCAGUAUAAUAGUUAUCAAUAGAUUACAGAAAAUUUAAUUAAAAAAAAAAUCCUAAUUCUUUAGAAUUAUUGUCUUUGACAAAUGUUAGAAAUUAUUUUAUAUAUAAUGUGGAAUUGUAAAAUAAAUCUUUUGAAUGCACAAUUUGUUUAGAAUAAAUUAAUCAGAGCGAAAUACCAAUUAUUUAACUAAAAUGUCAUAAUACUCAUAUUUUUCAUGAAAAAUGCAUAAGAGACUGGCUAUAAUAAAAUAAAAAGUGCCCAUUAUGUAAUACAUAAUUUAUAAUUGAAUGA
Paramecium sonneborni is the source of this 1600-nucleotide messenger RNA. The record is from the annotation of a GenBank genome assembly. Lineage: Eukaryota; Ciliophora; Oligohymenophorea; Peniculida; Parameciidae.